Messenger RNA from Pisolithus orientalis, 1512 nucleotides. RefSeq names its product P-loop containing nucleoside triphosphate hydrolase protein. Gene Ontology annotation, molecular function: ATP hydrolysis activity; ATP binding; iron ion binding. Gene Ontology annotation, biological process: translational initiation; translational termination; ribosomal subunit export from nucleus. The record is from RefSeq and is a predicted model, not a curated record. The transcript has 9 exons. The annotation marks the transcript as partial. NCBI's taxonomy places the organism in Eukaryota, Fungi, Basidiomycota, Agaricomycetes, Boletales, Pisolithaceae.
CCUCGACCCGGACAAGUUCUUGGAUUAGUCGGGACCAACGGUAUAGGAAAAAGUACGGCGCUCAAAAUUCUCGCCGGAAAACUCAAGCCAAACUUGGGUCGCUAUGACGACCCUCCCGAUUGGCAAGAGAUCUUGAAAUAUUUCCGUGGAUCCGAGUUACAAAAUUACUUCACAAAAGUCCUCGAGGACAACUUGAAAGCUCUGAUCAAGCCACAAUAUGUUGAUCAUAUACCGCGGGCCAUCAAGGGUACCAUGACUGUCUCCCAGAUGCUGGACUCCAAGCUAGAACUUGAUAACAAGCAACAACUGUGUGACGAACUAGAACUGAACAAUGUCCUUGACCGCGAAGUUUCCCAGCUUUCCGGAGGAGAAUUACAAAGAUUUGCCAUCGCCAUGUCGUGUAUCCAACAGGCAGAUGUAUAUAUGUUUGAUGAGCCGUCGAGUUAUCUAGAUAUCAAACAGCGCUUGAAAGCUGCCGAGGUCAUACGUUCGCUUCUCAAUCCCAAUUGCUAUGUUAUUGCUGUCGAACACGAUCUCUCCGUCUUGGAUUACCUUUCCGAUUUCAUCUGCUGUCUGUACGGGAAACCUUCCAUGUACGGCGUGGUAACGAUGCCUUAUUCCGUCCGUGAAGGCAUAAACAUCUUCCUUGAUGGUUUCAUCCCGACAGAAAACCUCCGUUUCCGAGAGGAGUCGCUAUCCUUCAAGAUGGUGGAGACUGCAGAGGAACUUAUCAUCGACAAAACGCGGCAUUACUCGUACCCUGCUAUGACGAAGACGAUGGGAAACUUCAAACUUACCGUAGAAUCUGGGAGUUUUACCGACUCUGAGAUUGUUGUCAUGUUGGGCGAAAAUGGUACCGGGAAGACCACGUUUGUUCGACUGUUGGCGGGCGUCACUGCGCCGGAUGUUGAAUCAGACAAAAUGGAGUUAGCCGUGUCGCUGAAGCCGCAAACGAUAUCACCCAAGUUCCCUGGUACUGUCCGAAUGUUACUCCUCAAACAAAUCAAACAGGCAUUCAUGCACCCACAAUUCCAAAGCGAUGUCCUCAAGCCAAUGAACCUGGAUAACAUCAUGGAUCAGGAGGUGAAGACACUAUCCGGAGGUGAAUUGCAGCGAGUGGCUAUUACCUUGGCUCUUGGCAAACCAAACGUAUCCGUUUACCUUCUUGAUGAACCAAGCAGUUUCUUGGAUUCCGAACAACGUAUCAUCGCUAGCAAAGUUAUCAAACGCUUUAUCCUCCACGCGAAGAAGACAGCAUUUGUCAUAGAGCAUGACUUCAUCAUGGCGACUUAUCUCGCUGACCGUGUUAUCGUGUUCGAGGGCUCGCCUGCGAUAUCAGCCACAGCAACACCACCACAAUCCCUCCUUACAGGCAUGAAUCGCUUUUUGGCGUCUCUGCAGAUCACUUUUAGGCGCGAUCCAACCAACUUCAGGCCUCGUGUCAACAAGCUCAACAGUAUCAAGGAUCGCGAGCAGAAGGCCAUGGGCAGCUACUUCUUUUUGGAGGAGUGA